Molecule: messenger RNA, 1383 nt
Organism: Pseudoliparis swirei
Lineage: Eukaryota; Metazoa; Chordata; Actinopteri; Perciformes; Liparidae
Product: parathymosin
Exons: 5
Coding region: 146-562 (138 amino acids)
Source: RefSeq, a predicted model, not a curated record
AGAGAAAAGCGGAGACAGGCAGACAUCAUUUCUCUCUCGGCGCCUUUGGACUAUCCACACGAAGGCAAAGAGCCAAGAAAUUAAAAAUAUAUCUAUUUUUUCAUAACAGGAAUAUAAUUAUCUAAAUUAAUUUAGAAAAUUAGCCAUGGCCGACACAGCUGUUGACAAAACCGCAACUGCAGAGGUUACAGCCAAGGAGCUAAAGGAGAAGAAAGAAGUGAAGAAGAAGGAGGAGGAGAAGGAGGAGGUGAAAGAGGAGGGGGAGGAGGACGACGACGACGAGGAGGAGGAGGAGGAGGAGGAGGAGGGGGAGAAAAAUAAGACCGACAACGGGGACGCACCUGCCAAUGGCACAAAUGGUGCUGAUCACAGCGACAAAGUGGAGAAAGGAGAGGAGAAACACAAGAAUGGAGAUGGAGCUGCAGAGGAGGCGCCCCCUGCUGAGGAGACUGACGCACCGCCUGUGAAGCGUGCAGCUGAAGAGGAAGAGGAAACGGUGGAGACAAAAAAGCAGAAGACAGAGAAAAAUGGAGAUUCAAAAGAAGCAGAAGUGAAGGCUUAGGUAUCUGCCCUGCUCCUUGUUUGCGGCUCUGUCCCACCAGCCUGGUCAACAUCGUGUUGUAGAGCUUGUGCUUUCUGUACCGUUUGAGAAUCAUUUUUUUGUUUGCUCCCAUGUUAUCACAUUGCACUGGAGUCCUGAAACAUAGUGGCCCUGCAUCCUUUUUUUAUGAAAUGUUAUUUAUUGGUCUUUAAAAUGAGCUUUUUUUUAACUUGUACAAAUUGGGCCACACCAUGAGAUAAUUUUUUCAUUUCUUGAGGUUUUAUAUCGGUAUGAUAGAAGCACAAUCUCUGUUGUCAGUGCUGACCAGAUGAUUCAUACGUACAGGCAGCUGCUCAACUCCAUGGCUCAUUUUGACCUCAGAUUCACGUAAGGACCAAAGAUAAGUUUUAAGCAGGGGCUAAUGGACAGUUGUUAGCAUUAUUAGUUGAGGCAUAUUUUGUUGUUGUUGAGCUGCUUGUUAAUCCUUGGCCUGGCUGCCUGGUUAACAUAACAGAUGGUGCAAAUAAAUAAAGGGGCUCUGUCUUAUGCCUCCAUGAUAAGAUUUCUUGACCUUGUUGUAUGGAGGCAGGAUUUUGCAAUGUUAAUUAACCCCUCUUAAAUCUUAACGCUUUGGUCACUUGUUCUGUAUGCAUUCCAUGCAAGUUUGUACCAUUUCUACUUUUAUUUUUCUUACAAUUUCAAUGAGUUUUAUGUUAUGGCUGGGUAGCCCAGUUUUGCGUCUAAAACUGCCUUGUUCUGAACCAGAAUGACAUUCGGUUACUUCAGCCACGGCUUUGUAUAUUCUGAUCAACAAAUAAAUUGUCUUUUUACUUAAAAGUAUA